Messenger RNA from Pisolithus orientalis, 2631 nucleotides. RefSeq lists its product as uncharacterized. Gene Ontology annotation, biological process: L-leucine biosynthetic process. The record is from RefSeq and is a predicted model, not a curated record. The transcript has 5 exons. Gene Ontology annotation, molecular function: 2-isopropylmalate synthase activity. Gene Ontology annotation, cellular component: mitochondrion. Bases 97 to 2487 code for a protein of 796 amino acids. Lineage: Eukaryota; Fungi; Basidiomycota; Agaricomycetes; Boletales; Pisolithaceae.
ACCACAAAUGACUCGAGUCCACUCAGUCAAGUCGGGUUUAGCGGCCUUCAAUCCUGCAUCCUUCACUGUUCCUGCCGCUCACGAACGAUUCCUGACAUGGGUUGUAUGCUCAUCGACCCUUCUCAAAAGUACCAGCCGUACAUCCCCCUCCAGUUCGAUGGGCGAAAAUGGCCCACGAGAACUUUUCAAAAGGCUCCCAUCUGGCUAUCCACCGAUUUGCGUGAUGGAAAUCAGGCGCUGGCCAACCCCAUGACCGCCGAUCAGAAGCUCACUUUCUUCAGAUUGCUCGUUAAGUGCGGUUUCAAGGAGAUCGAGAUCGCCUACCCUGCUGCCAGUGAUACCGACUUCAAUUUUGUCCGUUACCUCAUAGAACACAAUGAAAUCCCCGAUGACGUCUGGAUCCAGGUUUUAACACCAGCGCGCGAAGACCUCAUUCGCCGGACGUUCGAGUCCAUAGUUGGUGCAAAACGUGUCAUCAUCCACAUGUACAACGCAACGUGUGCAUUGUUCCGCAGUGUCGUCUUUCGCAAUUCCAAAGAGCAGACGAUAGACCUUGCAGCGUCCCACACAAAGAUUGUGCGCGACCUCUCGGACCAGUACGCUGCCUCAUACGGUACAUUGUUUCGAUACGAGUAUAGUCCGGAGACAUUCUCCCAGACUGAAAUCGACUUUUCCGUUGCCAUUUGCGAAGCAGUCAAAGCUGUAUGGGGGAAGGCGGGCCCUGGCGAUAACAGAAUUAUUUUCAAUCUCCCUGCAACGGUUGAGGUAGCUCCUCCCAAUCACUACGCUGACCAGAUAGAGUACUUUUGCACGCACGUAUCCGAGCGUGAGCACAUAGUUGUGAGCUUACAUCCUCACAAUGAUCGAGGCACGGGUAUCGCUGCUGCGGAACUAGCCGUCCUCGGUGGAGCUGAUCGAAUCGAAGGGUGUUUAUUCGGAAACGGCGAACGGACUGGAAACGUCGACAUCGUCAACCUUGCGCUGAAUCUGUACACGCAAGGAAUCUCUCCCAAUCUCGAUUUCAGCGACCUUCAGGGCAUCAUCGAUAUUGUGACCCAAUGCAACGACAUACCUGUUCAUCCCCGCCACCCUUACGCUGGCGAACUCGUUUUCACGGCAUUCUCCGGUUCUCAUCAGGACGCUAUCAAAAAGGGCUUCGAGGAACAGAACCAGCGUCACGCACGUAACUCCGCCAAUGGCGAACCGCAGAUGUGGAGCAUGCCUUACCUUCCGAUUGACCCAGCUGACCUGGGCUGCACAUACGAAGCGGUUAUUCGCGUUAACUCGCAAUCUGGUAAAGGCGGGAUUGCAUACCUCGUCAAGCAGCAUCUCGACCUCGAUUUACCUCGCAAGAUGCAGAUCACAUUUUACCAGGUUAUUCAGGCCAUAGCUGACCGCGAGGCUCGGGAAAUGACAGUAGAAGACAUAACAACUGCAUUCCGGAGCACCUAUCACUUUGGUGGCCCGAAGUACGAAGGAAGGCUAGCGCUGAAGUCCUUCAAUAUCACUACGGAGCCCUCGACUGAUCCCAUAGAUGAAGAAGAGAUCCGUGACGAGCACCGCCACUUCGACGGCACUAUCAAGGUCGACGGUGUUCUACGGGUUGUUCGAGGCGACGGGAAUGGCCCUAUAUCUGCUCUGCUUGACGCUCUCCGCGUUCACCUGGACGUAAACCUUACUCUUCGCGAGUACAGCGAACACACCAUCGGGGAUGGUCAAAAUGCUAGGGCUGCGUCAUACAUUGAGCUGGUGGCUGCGACAGACAAUGUCAAAGAGGCGCGCGGGACCCCCCAAUCCUGGUGGGGCGUGGGUGUCGAUUCUGACAUUACUGCCUCGGGUCUGCGGGCUGUACUCAGUGCCGUGAACAGUGCGAUUGGUGAUCGUGUCUUACCUGAACUGAAGCUCAAUGUCGGCUUUAAUUCCACGACGGGACAGGCUGACAUCGCAGAUGCCAUCGUUAAUUCUCUGGGAUUGCAGUUGCCGCGACGUUUUCAGGCUUCAUUCUUUCAAGUUGUUCAGCGUGCCACCUUCGACUCAAGCGGCCAGAUAUCACACGACAGCCUCACACAACUGUUCAAGGAGACGUAUGGUUACGAAGUCCCACACUGUUCACGCUUCGAACUUUUAUCCUUUAACCUUGAAAAGCUCACCGAGGCUGGCCGCCGUCGUAUCUCUGUUGAGUUGCUGAUUGACGGUGAGGUCCAACAAGUCACAGGAGAAGGAAAUGGUCCACUGUCGGCGGUGCUGGCUGCCCUUCAUUCGCAGAUCAAGGGAACCUUUUCAAUUCGAGAGUAUUCCGAACACUCGAUUGGUGAGGGUGCGGAGGUGACAGCAGUCUCCUUUGUGGAGUUGGUGUACGAGGUCGAGGGGAGGUCUAAAAAGGCAACUGCCUGGGGCAUUGGCCAUGAUUCGGAUAUCACUGCCUCUGGGUUAAAGGCUGUUUUGAGAGCUGCCAGCAGCAUUGAUGUGAUAGGUGGGACGGUUUGAGCUGUUGCCUUGUCUUUGUACUUUUAUGUAUGUACGCUUUAUUCACUGCGGAAACGAGAUUUUAGCAGGGGGCAUAACCGGAUUCUCCAAAUGUAGAUAAUCCGACCUUGAUUUUUUUUUGUAAGAUAUAGCUAUUAGUCUGAG